This is a messenger RNA of Penicillium verrucosum, 924 nucleotides long. Its product is annotated as SET domain-containing protein. Gene Ontology annotation, molecular function: protein binding. The record is from RefSeq and is a predicted model, not a curated record. The coding region runs from base 1 to 924 and encodes 307 amino acids. The transcript has 2 exons. NCBI's taxonomy places the organism in Eukaryota, Fungi, Ascomycota, Eurotiomycetes, Eurotiales, Aspergillaceae.
AUGGGCACGCGGAUUCUCUGCGAAGAAGCUAUCAUCCAAAUCCCUCAUAACCACGACCAACUGGGCUGUAAAACGCUACAGAGAUACAUCCGCCAGCAAGUCAAUGCGCUCACUGAACAACAGCGACUGGAAUUCCUCUCUUUACACAAUAUCUACCCCUACAAGAAUCCCACCGAACAAUAUAUCGGGAUCAUCCGCACAAACGCCCUCCCGAUUGAGGACGGCGAGACCGGAGGAGGGAUUUUCCUCGAAGCAAGCCGCAUCAACCAUGCCUGCGAUAACAACGCCCAGAAGAGUUGGAACGACAAUAUCAAGCGGCAUACCGUCCACGCGCUACGAGAUAUCAACGAAGGUGAAGAAAUCACAAUAUAUUACCUAGCGGUCCACAACAGCCGGCAAGCCCGACAGGAGGCGCUACGAGCAAAAUUCAAGUUUUCAUGCUCCUGUCGUAUUUGCUCGUUCCCACCCAACCAGAUACAAAGGAAUGAUAAGAUACUGGAAGAGACUGAUCAUCUGGAUCGUCUCGUCGGUCAGCGUGGCCUCGAGGGGAUCUUGUCAUCCCCCCUCCGAACCCUGCGCUACCUUGACCGAGAGAUUCAGCUAUAUAAUAUGACGGGCCCAGAUGACCCAGGCUUGUCCAGGGUGUACUUGGAUGCUGCGCAAGUUGCUAUUGUGCAUGGUGAUCUGGCAAGAGGACGCAUCUUUGCAGAAAGAGCGGUACGAAGUUGGCGGAUUUCCGACGGUAGUGAUAGCAAAAACGUGAUUGAGUAUGGGGCACUGUCACAAAAUCCCUCACAGCUACCGCUAUACGGAAUGUCAAUGCAAUGGAAGACGGCAGUGGACGAUGGUCCAAACGCGCUUGGAUCCACAGAGUUCGAAGACUGGCUGUGGAAGAGGGAGAAUUCACCACGUGCGGGGACGUAG